AUGAGAACCUCAUUAUAUGCGGACGACCUGGCGCUCUUUGUCAACCCUUCGCAGGAUGAUAUGAGGAUGGUGAGACACAUUCUGGACAUCUUCCAAAAGGUAACAGGUCUGUGGACUAAUUUCGCAAAGAGUGUUGCCUUGCCAAUACGUUGCGAUGAAGUGGACCUGGAGCAUGUGCUGCUGCCGCUGGGCGUGCCCACGGGCACGUUCCCCUGUACCUUCCUCGGGGUGACUCUAUCCAUUAGAAAACUUCAGAAGAUUCACUACAUCAACAUAAUGACCAAGCUCGAUUCCAGGAUGGCUGAGGGGCGCGGAGGUCCUCCCGAACUCCGGAAGUCGCGGAGAAAAGAAAAAAGAAAAACGCCACACCCUAGCCCACUCGUCCACCUCCUCCUCCCCGACCCCGAUCCAGCGGCGUCGAGCUCUCGCCCCCUGCCACAACCGCCGCGCCGCCGGCCCGCUUCCGACCACCGCCGCGGCACCAUCCCACCUGACGCGCCGUCGUCCCGGCUCCUCACCGCCUCCCCUCGACGCGCCUCCAUCCACUUGCCCCAUCCACCCACUACCCCGCGCAGCGGCGUGCACCACGACCCCCGCAACCCACCCCCGCCGGCGUUGGCCAGCUCCCACCCGCACCGCUGCCUGCAACCAUCCGAACCCCAGCUGUCCGCAGCCCUGAACUUCCUCUCGGACCCUCCCGAUCUGUGCCACUUGCGUCGCCGUGUCGCAGCACAUCCCAGCCCGCGCGACCUGCGCCGGUGCGCGUCGCCGCACCUCCUGCCGUCGCUCCAUCAUCACACGUCCUCCCUAGCCACCGUGUGGCCCCGCGCCACCAGCAAUCCACCUUCCCUCACACCGGACUGGAUCUGGCGAGGUCAACGCUCCCUGACGCGCCUCCACUGCCGCCAACCACCACUCGCCUCCGUCGAUUUGGCUGCUACCUCCCGCCGCCAGCCUUCAUCCCCUCGUGGCUGUCUCCGGCGAGGCUCCCCCGCCACCAACACUGCCCCUCCUAGCUUCUCCCCUGUCUCCUUCCAUCUUCCGCUGCGCGUGAUGGACGCCGUGCCGCAGUGUCCAGGACAUUCAACUUCGCCGCCUCACGCCAUGCAACUUCGCCGCGUCUUGCAACUUGCUCCGCUUCGAGGCGCCAUGCUUGUGGCAGUGGCCUCAUUUGAUGUCUGAAGUUGGAUCCUUCCAACCUAUCUUAAAAACGGUAUCCAAGUCAAAGCGUCAUUUCCUUCCCCCUUUCCUGUUUUGUAUUGUUCUGAAUUUGAUGUCUGAAGUUCAGCUGUAUUGUCCCUCCUGUCCAGUUUGUGUAUCUGCUCCAUAUUUUGUACUGCUGUAGGUUGCAGCACCUGUCGUCAAAAUCCGAACUUAGCCCCAUGUCGUGUGCCAAAUCAUGUAGCUGACCAUGAAGCUUUGCCUCCCUGCUACAUCUACAUCGGCAAUUUGGCAUGAAAUUCAACAACUUUAGCUAGAGUUUAGAUAAUCGAAUGACAGAAGUUGCUCUAGAAACUAGAGUAGUAUACUGCAGGCUUCAGAAUGUAGAUAACCGAAUGUUCAUACAGUCAAACCUAUAAGUAUACUUCAGAGUCAGAGUGUAGGUUAUAUGAAGAUAUUCAAAAGUUCACUAUAUGGAGAUAUUUAGAAGUAUUAUUACUAAAAAGAUUAGUGUGUUUGGUGCGUGUGUGCUGAGUGUGAUGUCUCUUGUGUGUGGGCGCUCACUAUAUGGGUGUUCGUGUGUUCUGAUGAGUAUUGCGAGCUCAUAUAUGUGCGCUCUGUUUUUUCUUACCAUUCAUGUGUGCGCUCCGGUGUGUGAGCUUUGGCUUCUGAAAAAUGCAUUCUGAAGAAACUAGUGCUACUGUUAGUUGAGCAUCCAUAUAUUCCUUCAGCUCAGUAAAAUAGUUGGUCUACAAACUGGUGCUACUGUUAGUUACUUUUACACAAUUCUUUAGUAGUUGGUUAGCCUAAAUCAGUAGGUAUCGAGCUCAAAGAUUGUGAAACUGAAACUCUGCACACUAGUCUAGCAGACAACAAGAGAUGCUCUAACUGAAAAUCUGAAACUCGAUUGUGUCGCGAGUGCCUAACCAUGUUCAUCGAUGCAGCUCUGAUCACAGCCUCUUUAUUUUUCCUUGUGAAAUCAAUGCAGGUGUGGCCAUCCGGUCGCGAGAGAUGUGUGGAGCGCUGCAGUCCGCUCGUCGUUGACCCCGUGUUUGCAAACGACCGAGAUUAUUGUUGCAUGUGGACUGCAGCGACGACCGAAUCCGACCUUCACCAGCAUCACCAUUCUUCCUUCUCCUGUUCACCAACGUGCACCGCCAUUCGCUUGUGACGUUCCACCCGCUAAUGUAAAAGACAAAAAGAUUUGUACAGGAGAUGUUAAUGUAGUACUGCUCAUGGGCAAAAGUUUAUCAAAGUUCUCGCAAAAAAGUUUUUAUGUAAAAAGUAUAGAAAUUCAUGGAAGUUCGAUUUGUGUA
Molecule: messenger RNA, 2477 nt
Organism: Triticum dicoccoides
Lineage: Eukaryota; Viridiplantae; Streptophyta; Magnoliopsida; Poales; Poaceae
Product: extensin-like
Exons: 3
Coding region: 1-1182 (393 amino acids)
Source: RefSeq, a predicted model, not a curated record